Medicago truncatula (barrel medic) is the source of this 1052-nucleotide messenger RNA. RefSeq lists its product as uncharacterized. The coding region runs from base 144 to 1028 and encodes 294 amino acids. The transcript is spliced from 3 exons. NCBI's taxonomy places the organism in Eukaryota, Viridiplantae, Streptophyta, Magnoliopsida, Fabales, Fabaceae. Gene Ontology annotation, molecular function: metalloendopeptidase activity. Gene Ontology annotation, biological process: CAAX-box protein processing. Gene Ontology annotation, cellular component: membrane. The record is from RefSeq and is a predicted model, not a curated record.
UGUUCAUUUAUUAUGGGAGAAAUAGAAGCUAAAAACCUUCAACCUGAACCAAACACAACAAUACACUUCAUGAUUCAAGGAAGGAUUAAAAAAGAGACGAAGUGUUAAGGAGACAUAUAUAUGCAAGGAGACAUAUAUAUGUCAUGUCAGUAACGGGGUGGUUACAACCUGUUUAUGUUAAAUUUCCCACUCAACUUGAUAGGUUGGUAGUGAAACACUCUUACAGCCAAAAAAACACAAAUAGAAGCUCGGAAUUGGGAUCCAAGAGGUGCCAUUGCAAAAGGAAAGAACAAGACACUCCCUUUUACUCCGUGUUACGAGAAGAGGAUAGUCCAUGGCAGAGUGGUGAUGUAUGGACCAAUCUUGUUCUUUAUCUUUUCACUCUUCAUAUUCCUCUCAGCUUUGGUGGAUUCUCCGUCGUUGCGUUCCUCACAGGACAGCAACCUCUUCUUCACCCACAAACUCAGGCCAUAUCUCUUCUUACCAUUCAAGUUCUUGAGUUUAAUGCGGCUCUGGUUGUAUUGAAGUCCACGGCUAAACCACAAUAUAAAUUUUCAAGUUUCUUCGAAAACAACAAAUUAUUGAGUGACAGGAACUGGUUUUUGUCAUCAGCUCUGGGAUUUGGGUUUAUUGCUCUUCUGGUUUGUCUAACAUCACUACUUGCUGACAGAUUACUUGGCUUUAAGACUGUUAGCAAUCCAACAUUGAAGGAGAUCCUCCUACACAAUGAUAUCUCAAGAGUGUGUUGUGUUACUGCUUACUGCAUUGUCACUCCUCUUUUGGAAGAAGUUGUUUAUAGAGGAUUUCUGUUGACAUCACUUUCCUCCACCAUGAAGUGGCAACAAGCUGUAGUCAUAAGCUCUGUUGUAUUCAGUGCAAUUCACUUCUCUAGUGAAAACUUUGUACAACUGUUCAUCAUUGGGUGUGUCCUUGGAUGCUCCUAUUGCUGGACUGGAAAUUUGAAGUCUUCCAUUGUUAUUCAUUCUUUGUACAAUGCUUUGACCUUAUUCAUAACUUAUUUUUAUUAAUUUAUUUUUAUUUAGAGGAAUCAA